CAUGGACUGCAGCCCAGCAUACUGGUUAACUCAGAAGAGAGUGAAGAGCUCCAAAGGACCUCACAAUCAUCUGCUCCUUUUAAAUCAGAUCACCUUGUGUGUUUACCCUGCUGUGGUACAGUUAAUGUUACAGUGGUACAGUUAACUGCAGUCCCUCAAGAUCAAUGUUACAUUGACAUAUGGAUGCUGUGUGUUAUAACUUGUGCCGAGACAAGUACUGGCUUUAGAAGUGAGGAUGGCUCAGGCUGAUGGUAAGGUCCUGGCUCUGGGGGUUUUGGCUGGGGCAGCGGGGAUCAGCCUGGCUGCCGUCUGGUACCAGAGCCGACGGGCUGUGGCCAGCAGUGCAGGGACAGGCACCUAUCGUCCAGGGCUUUACACCAGCAGCAAUGCAGGCAGUGUGGCACUGCAGGGGGGCCAGGCAGAGGUGCUGGAUCGGCUGGGAGCUCUGAUCCAGUGCGUGUCUGAGCUGAAAGAGGAGGUGAAGGCUCUAAAGGAAACUCUCCCACACCUUCAGGACCAUGUGAGGGAUGAGCUGAGGGGAAGGAUCGUGGCCUGUAAGGCCAGUCCUCUAAAUAGAACCACACCCACGAGGAGGAAGAGAGCCAGCGGAGUGACUAGAGCUGAGGGGCAGAGCUCAGAGGAGGCAGAGAGUGAAGGAGGAUAUAUGACUGCUCUGACAGACUCUGAAGAAGAGGAUCGCAAAGCUGAGGAGCCACUGGACGAGCUCACUGCCCUGUUACGGAGAGCAGAUGGACUGCAUGAGUGUAAUGGAGAUAAAAAGCAGGAAGGCCUCUCCACUCUGCUGGAGAAGAAGGAGAAGUUUGAUCAGAAAUGUCAGUAUCUAUGGAGACUGACCAGAGCUUACGCUGAUGCCCAUGAUUUGGCUGGAGACUCUCUAGAAAAGAAGAAAUAUGCUGAAAAAGGGAAACAAAUUGGAGCACAAGCCAUUUCAGUGAAUCCAAUGUGUGCCGAAAGUCAUCAGUGGUAUGCUAUUCUGUGUGGACUUCUGUCAGAACACGAAUCUGUCCAGAAUAAGAUAAAGAAUGGUUACCUUUUCAAGGAUCAUCUGGAUAAAGCCAUUGAGCUGAAGCCGCAGGAUCCACUGUCUUAUUAUCUGCUGGGCCGUUGGUGCUAUGCUGUGGCUCAGUGUACAUGGAUUGAGAGGAAGAUUGCUGCUACAUUGUUUGGAGAACCCCCAAGCUCAACCAUCCAGGAUGCACUACAGAACUUCCUCAAGGCAGAGGAGCUCUGUCCGAAGUACUCGAAGUUCAACUAUGUGUUUUUAGCCAAGUGUUACAAAGACUUGGGCCAGAAAACUCAAGCCAAGAAGAUGUGUGAAUCUGCAUCUGCUAUGGGCAUAGUAUCUAAAGAGGAUGAGGAAGCACAGAAGGAGCUGGCCUCUCUUCUCUUAUCUCUUUAGUCUCUGGAAAGAAUCCAUGGGCUCUUCAUGUGUCUGUUCUCGUUUGACAUUGUUGUCAUGACAACGUUGGACUCAAGGCAUUUUGUCACUUUUUCAAACAUUUCUGCUGACUGGAGAUUACAUUAACAUUAAGGAUGACUGCACUUUGAUGAGAAAUGUGAUGAUAGUGUGUUUAUGAAGAAUACAACAGAUAUAGUACGAACUCUGCUAGGGGAGUGUCUUUUUAACAAAAACUAUAAAAUUAGACAGUUCCUAACCAAUAUUUCAGUGCCCAUCAACUCUGCACAUUACAGUAGGCCUUGGAGAUGAUAACUAGAAACAGUCACUCUGGGUUUUUGCAGUGACUUGCACUAUGAUUUGUUCCAGAGCUGAGGCAGCUUAUGUUGUUUUUGUAUUAACUAUUUUCAUCUUUGUGCUAUAAUGGUGUAAGAUUUCAUAGUAUACACUAAUAAUGUGCUUCUGUCCCUUUCUAAUCACUCUGUUCCUGACCAGCACAUUUUAAUGGUAACAUCGCACACAGCACAAACGUCCAUCAACCUGUGGACAUUCAGCACCUCUUUCUUGUCUGUUUCUUAAUCACUUUAUCAUAUCAGGUGAAAUCCUACCUACCUGACAGUUCCCUUUUCACAGCUCUGCAGAUCUCCAUUAUCUUUAGAGGGCUGGGCAACAUAUGGUGUUUUUACUCUAACAUCUCAUCAGAGCCCAACACUAGUAUAGCAGCAUAUUGUUAGAUCUGUUUUGCAGACUUUUUCUUUUUCCUAAUGCUAUUUUUGUCCUCCCAUUUGUACUUAUAUCAGUAGCAUUGUUUUAGCAAAAAUAUGCUGGCUCAUCGUUUUUUGGAGCUUGUUUUCAUUUUUCUAGCUUCAUGGAGCUUCUGGUUCACACUAUUUAAACACAAGUAAUUCUGUGACAGACCUUUGAAAGGUCAAUGGUAACUAAGAAGGAAAAAGUCUUGAUGUCAUUGUCUUUUAACCUCUGUCACUGGAAAAAGGGCUUUUCAGUUAUGAGGCCACGUUUAUCAUAAUGAAGGAACCAGGCUUCCAACAGUGUAUGAGCUCGUAUUUAUACUCAUCAUAUUCCAUGCUAUUUUUAUCAUUAAUAUUGAAUGUUAAAUAUGGACCUGUUCAACAGAUUUAAAGGUAAAUGUGGUAUGACAGGGGUUCUCAAAUGUUUUCAGCCAAAAUUCCAUGUAAAUUCCUGAAAAAUAAGCCCUGUCUUUUCCGUACAGCAUUGAUAAACACAGGUGAGCCAGCAACCAGAAGGCCAUGGGUUCAAAUCCCAGGAAUGACUGGGUGUACCUGGUUGUACCCUUGGGCAAGGCAGUCAAUUCCCCCAACCCCCCUACCUUGGCAACACUAUGCUGCUCCCAGACUGGGCAUAGUUAGGCAGCAAAUUGUAGAAUCAAUUACAUACAUAAAACCUAAAAGUCCCAACUCUAUAUUUUGCCACAGCUUUUUGACUGUUUUGAAUUUGCAGCAUUCAUACUGAUAAGCAGUGAUCUUUCCUCUUCUAAACUUGCAUUCCAUUUUUAAAAGGUAUAGGGAAGCAGAACCAUUUGAAGAUGUUUAUCGUUUUCAGUUAUGGAAAUAUUUUUUGAUUUAUUUUUGAAACCAGUCGACCCCAAACAUUACUGUAGCCACUAUUUUGGAACUGUAGUGUUAAAAGGUGUGGUUUAAGUGAGGAAUCUUUUAUUUGUGUAAUUGUCCUAAAUCUUGAAUCUGGUGAUAAAGUUGAUCAUUUUUGUAUGUUUAGAUAUGUGUACAUUUUAGAAGGUUUUGUUUUUGUGUGUCUGUGUUUUUAGACACUACAAUUGUUCUAGGUUUACCAAAGAUAUGGAGGAGUCUUUUGACAUAUAUGUUGUAAGUCAUUUGAUCAUAUUAUUCUCCUCUUUUCAUCAAUACUUCUGUAAUAUUAUUAUCAUGUGAUGAGAUUAUACUAUUUUGAGAUUAUAGUUGGCAAAUUGGUUUUUACUUUGUCAUUUUAAGUAUAUACUUUUUUGAGCCACUAAUAAGAAUGUAUUUAGCUUUCUAAUCUAGAGGGUUGUUGAUGUAUUCUGCAAAACUGCAGCAAUCUGUUUACUGUAUAUUCCUGUACAUAGAAAAUCUACGCAUGUAACAAUCUAUAAUCUAUAUAAGGUUAUUGAUUUACUCUAAGUGCUGUUAGUUGCGCGGUACCAUUAGAAUAGCCGAAGAGGGCAUAUGUACUGUGUGACUGUGGCUAAAUUGGUAUAGUUUCUGUGAUUUAGUCUCAUUCUAACUGACAAAAUUGUGACUGAAAAUUUGUAUGUCUUGCUGAAAACAACUGGACUUUAAAUCAAAUAAAGAAGACCUGAUUUAAUUUUGGUUGCUCUAGCCAUUGCUGGAGUUUGGCUCUGACACCAGGAAAAUAAUCAAGGCUGGAAAACAACACAGAAGGAGUGUAGACUGAUUUUUCAGGCACAGUGACCUCUUUACUGUUGCUCUUUUUCCUCGUUCUUUCUCUCACGCAGUGGACAUCUGGAACAGGAACUAAUUACAGGCCAUGCGGACAGGAGGCCAUCAUCACUUGUCAGUUCCAAAGGGAAGUGACCUGUUCACCUCUGCACAGCUACUUUUCCCAUGUGGUUGCAAAUUUGGACGGUACUUCGAAAGGACUUGAGUUAAUCAGUGUCCAAGCUGGAGCUAGUCAGCACUUCGCUCACAGAGCUACUGUGCAGCUGUUAGGUUUUGGUUUCUGUUUCAGCUUUAAAGUAAAGCAAAUAAUAAAAAUACUUUCUGAUGAA
Messenger RNA from Colossoma macropomum (tambaqui), 4181 nucleotides. Its product is annotated as regulator of microtubule dynamics protein 2. The record is from RefSeq and is a predicted model, not a curated record. NCBI's taxonomy places the organism in Eukaryota, Metazoa, Chordata, Actinopteri, Characiformes, Serrasalmidae. Bases 236 to 1420 code for a protein of 394 amino acids. Gene Ontology annotation, cellular component: cytoplasm; spindle microtubule; mitotic spindle pole. The transcript is spliced from 12 exons. Gene Ontology annotation, molecular function: microtubule binding.